GUAAACAACACUAGUUCAAGUAACUCUCCAAUGUUGCAACAUGCUCAUCCAGGACAAGUGAAUUCUGCCAAGCCACUAACGUGAUGCAAUCAGCUGGGUUUCCUUAGAUAGAAGAAUUUUUAACCAGUGUGUCGCACUGUAAAGCGUCUUGAGAUGAAAUGUCUCCAAUUGGUGCUAUAUAAAUACAAUGAUUUGAUAUGAUGUGAUCUCUUGCAUUUUCAUUUGACCAAUUGUCUUUAGUUUAAUCUGUUCCUUCUGUGAAAUUGCAGGAGCGCCACAGACUUGCAACAUUUAUUGCACCAAAUGCAAAGAACAACUUCCAUGCUGGAAGAGAGAUUGUCCAGCACCAUAACCCAUGGUUCAUCAACUGGAUUAAGUUCCUCUUCAACAGACACACAUGCAAUAGCCUCAACUUCAUCUGUAGCCACAUCUGCAUUAUAUUCCAUGACAAUGCCAGCUGCACCUUUCUCAACGUCAUCUGUUCAUCAGUCUCCUCAUAGUUUUUAUGUGCCACGCCCUGUCAGUCUCCCAUCAGGGUCGAAUUCAACACAGUCACGUCUUCAGAGCAAUGCAAGGCCGAUCUUUGAGCAGGCUUCUCCUUAUGCUUCCUUUUCACCGCAAUCCACCAGUGAGGAAGAAAUGCAGGCAACCUUGCCAGACUUUUUAGAACUCGUAGCACUCCAAUGGCAUGGCGAGGGAAGUCAGUGAAACGUAAAAGAGAGGUUCCUUGGAUACAUACCUUUGUUUGCCUACUUGAACCUGAGAUGCUCUCUGUGCCACAUUUAGAGGAAAGCAGGUUUUAUGAAGCCUGUGGGAUAGGGAAAAAAGUAAUAAACUUUCACAACAAUAUGGGUGAUCACACAUAUCUGACUGAGCACUUAUACAGCACCUUUCCACCACUGAGGGAUGCUGGUGGCUACAUUCUGGCUAAGAGUGACAGAGGAAAGCGCUUAAUUAAGAUCCCUAUCCCUCCUUUGGGAUAUAGCAUCCAGUUCCUAAGGCAUGAGGUUGACAUCAAGAGAGCCCCUCUCUACAUUAUUCCAUUGCAGCGGGGACUUACACUAAACACACCAAUAGAGGAGGUUUGUCCUGUUAUGGAACGCUGUUUGAAUUGUGACAAGGACUUUCCACUAUUUGAACUGCAGGGACAUUUUCAUCUAUGCCAAAAAAAUGAAAAACAUUGUCUGAAGAGGUCACCAGAAUGCCCAGAGGAAGGUACAAAAAGUGAUGACGAUGAAGACCUUGCCACAGCCAUAAUCUUGUCCCUCCUGGUGGUUUUUGCAGUUUUAAUUAUACAAAUAAAGCUACGAACUGUGAAAACAUGUGAAAACGGUUUGGAAACUGAAACCUCAUCUUGUCAAUCUGCAGAAGUACAGAUAGAGGAGUCCCCCAUUUUGAUACCAAAUAUCAGCAACAUCGACACACAGUCCACUGCAGAAAUUGAAAAUGAGCUGGAUGCUGCUGCAAUACUGCAAAGUCUUACCAGUCUGGUGGAUGAAGGGACACCUCCCCGGUCUAACUAUGUCAAUGUGGUGUAGAUAAUGGCGACUACAGGAAUCUGGGACAAAUGAUAAGUGUGGCCCUUGUCCAUGGAGGAAUCAAACCCUUAUUUUUUUCCCAGCGAUUUUACCACAGCACAGCCAGUCGUCCAACACCCCCAGUCACUCUUGAAGAAGUGGAUGACAGAGAACUGCAGGAACAACUGCAAAGGGUAAUAACUGCAGAAACUCUGGCAGAAGCACGGGAUGCCAUAAUGGAGGCUUCAGGUUCUCUUUGUCUUCUUGGCUGUUCUGCGGGUCUCCGAAGUCUGGAUGAAAAGGAGUACUUUACAUAACAAGCUCUAAGGGCAUAUGUUGAAGGAAGGACACAGAAAGCUUUGGAGCAAUUUGUGGAUGGGAUGAAUGCCAUGGGCCUUGCUGAAAAAAUAAGAAGCCACAUAGAGGAACUGGAACCACUAUUUGUGGGUGGACCCAAAGCCCUUCAGCUCCAGGACCUCCUGGAUCUUUUCAGUGUAUCUUUUGCUGAACCAGGAAGCAACAGGCGCAGAGCACAGAACCAAACAGUCAUGUUGUGGAAUGACUGGCUGAUUGAGGUGGAUGAGGGAAUGCGACCAGUGACACUGGAACAAAUAUUAGUGUUUGUUUCAGGAUUGAACUCAAUCCCCCCACUUGGGUUUCCCCGACGUCCAACCAUUGAGUUUCUUCAAUGUGAUGAUGGCAGUAGAAAACUGUAUCCAGAGGCGAACACCUGUGAGGUCACUGCGCCUCCCCAUCCACCAGACCUAUGACAGCUUUGUGCUCUACAUGGAGUCUGGCCUGAUACAGGCUCCAACGUUUGGAUUCCUUUAGAAUCAAACUUGAUUUGUUUUUUUUUUUGUUUUUUUGUUCUAGUGUGUGAGGUCAAAGGUUAGUUUCAUUGACAUCAGUUUAAGUUUGUCUGCGAUAUAAACUAAAGUAAUGCAUUUUCAGUUAAAAUGAAAAAAGGUUAUUUUCAUGAUUGUCAGUUAUGGUUGCAAAAUGUUUGUAAUUUGUGAGAUGAGCAGUUUUGGUUGUGGAUUUAUUUCAUUAUUUUAAGGAACAUAUUCUUGCAAAUAAAGCCUAUAGUGACUUUCCCCAACUGUUUUUAUUUUAUUCCAGUGUGGGGUUGCCAAAGUACAGAUAUGGUGUCACCUCCAUGUUGAAGAUCUCUGAUGUAGAGCAUGGAUUUUCAUUGAAGAUUGCUAGACAC
Molecule: messenger RNA, 2727 nt
Organism: Girardinichthys multiradiatus
Lineage: Eukaryota; Metazoa; Chordata; Actinopteri; Cyprinodontiformes; Goodeidae
Exons: 11
Coding region: 684-1538 (284 amino acids)
Source: RefSeq, a predicted model, not a curated record